Messenger RNA from Carassius gibelio (silver crucian carp), 3566 nucleotides. It is a transcript of the gene usf2, whose product is annotated as upstream transcription factor 2, c-fos interacting. The transcript is spliced from 11 exons. The record is from RefSeq and is a predicted model, not a curated record. Bases 425 to 1402 code for a protein of 325 amino acids. NCBI's taxonomy places the organism in Eukaryota, Metazoa, Chordata, Actinopteri, Cypriniformes, Cyprinidae. Gene Ontology annotation, molecular function: DNA-binding transcription factor activity, RNA polymerase II-specific; RNA polymerase II cis-regulatory region sequence-specific DNA binding; protein dimerization activity. Gene Ontology annotation, biological process: regulation of transcription by RNA polymerase II.
AAAAUGUAGCCGUUAGAACGCUCGCGGAUGGAUACGUGAAGACCGAUAGCAAAGCGAUAUAGCGCGGUUCUCAAAUAAGGCGAAAACGUGGUUUUAAUGUAGCAAACGCUUUAAAAUAAACCGGUGAAUAAAUUCAGUGUUAACGUAUGCGCUAAUAGUUUGAAAAGAAGCCACUUAGCGACUCUACAGGUCGAGGACUCGUCUAGACAGAAGGGUGGGAGUGAGUAACAUACGCAACAACAACCGGUACACCUUCCGUCUUCCUCCACAGCGGUCUCCAUUUUAACUCCUCGCCCAGCCUGCACCUCACGUGUCCUGGACUGUCUUUCUCACAUGACCCGUGUGUUUGUCCCCGUGAUCAGCGCUUCCAUCUCCCGUAUUUCAAGUGUCGCUGAAUAUCGCAUUUUUAAAUCCGUUCGCCUUCAUGGAUAUGCUCGAACAGAGCUUGGACACCUCGACGAGCCACGACAAACAGGAAACUGAGGAGGUUGUUCAUCUGCAGGAGGGAGAGGGGGUGGGGGCGGAGGAGCAGGCAGCGGUUACCAUAGCAAGUGUCCAGCAAGCAGCAGCUUUUGCAGACCACAAUGUUCAAUACCAGUUCCGGACCGAGAACUCUGGUGGACAGGUGACGUAUCGCGUGGUCCAGGUAACAGAGGACCAUUUGGACGCAGCAGGAGAUGGAGGAGCGGCAGUCAGUGUAGUGUCCACAGCCUUUGCCGGAGCACAGCAAGCAGUAGCACAGGCUGUCAUCCAGAACCCUUUCAGUAAUGGAGGCAGUCCAGCAGGGGAAACAGUCGGGGGGGAGACACGCUUCGCCUACUUCCCAGCAGCAACUGUCAGUGACGGUACAGCUGUCUCAGUGCAGGCCACGUCUGAUCCGACCCUCACACAGGCCGGAGGUCAGUUUUACGUGAUGAUGAGUCCACCAGAUGUUUUACAGACUGGAACACCACGGACCAUCGCCCCUCGUACACACACAUACUCUACAGACCUUGGUGAACAUGAGACUCUUCAACACAGCAAUUCAGACUGGAAGAUUGAUGGCCCCCGGGCGCCUCGUGAUGAGCGAAGGAGAGCACAGCACAAUGAAGUGGAAAGGAGAAGAAGAGACAAAAUCAACAACUGGAUUGUCACGCUGUCUAAAAUCAUCCCAGACUGCAAUAUAGACAAUACCAAAACAGGAGCAAGUAAAGGAGGCAUCCUGUCUAAAGCGUGCGACUACAUUAGAGAACUCCGACAGACUAACCAGAGGUUUCAGGAGAGCUACAAGGAGGUGGAGAGAAUACAAGUGGACAAUGAGCUACUAAGACAACAGAUUGAAGACCUGAAGAACGACAAUGCACUUCUCAGAGCUCAACUACAACAGCAUGGCCUGGAAAUCAGCGAAACUACAUCACAGUGACAAAAAAAAAAAACCUUCUCAUAAAUAAACAGUCUCAAGUGGAGAAAUAACCCUCAAUGACACACUUGUUCACAACUCAUCAUAGACUUAAGAUGUGCUGCAACUCAAGUAGGGUGUGAAUGCUUAUUUGAUACACAGACACAUCCUUCUGACAAGAGACAUUCUGACUAUUGUGAAAAUAAUAUCUGCUGUACAAGCACGUUUUGUUUUCUCCCUCACUUUCACGAGAACUCAACAACCUGGAUUCGGUCUAAAUGGAAUAACCCUCUUCUUCCAGAAGUAUCCCGCUUGCCAUAAGUCUUUGUCUUUAGUUUAAAUCUCUGAUUUGUGAUCCAGUUGUAUGCCUGCUCAUGCCUCAUGUUCAUGUUUUGUUUUGUUUGAAACACCUUGUGGGUUUUAUUUUUGCUACAUCGGGCAAAUAGUACUACUAUAACAUGACAGAUUUUUUUUUCUCUCUCUUUUUUUUUUUAAGGGUUCUGCGGUAUUGUAUUUAUUAGCUUUCAAGAAAUUGCGUAGCAGCAGGUAUACAAAACCUUUGCUAAUGUUUUUAAUUUGAUUGUUUUUCUGUCCAGCAGUCUUUCCAUAUAUCAGACUUUGUGAAAUGCAUUUAUCUGGCUGAUCAGAGACUUGACAUUGUGGCACAUCAAGAGUAAUUUACAGUAUAAAUUUGCUUAGAAAAGAAACAAAAGUGCAUAGAGUAUGUUUUCAUAUAAAAUAGAGACUUAUGAUAUCUAAAACUGCAUUACCUAUAAAUUUCAUUUUUCAGAGUCCAUUAUAUUUAAUGCACUGUGAUUUUAGUGAAGGAUGAACAAGUAGCUCAGGGUUUUGAGGUGCAGGAAAAUAGCCAAGGCUCUGGAACUCCCCACUAACCUUGUUAACCCUGCAUAUUUUUGCCCUUUGGCUUUAACAUACUAGAAACAUGUACUGUAUAUAUCAUGUAUUUGAACCAGUUGUUGAAUUCCCAGGCAAAUAAAAUGGAAGAUGCACAAUAGAAACAAAUAGAAUUGCUACUGCUAGUAGUGUUCUGGCUUAUUUUGUUGAAGCUCAUCUUCCAUCUUAUUUUAUAACCGUCCUAAUUUGGGUUAAGACAUUGAUCAACAAAGUUUUGAACAAUAAAAUCAGAGAUGAGCUUUAAAAAUGAUCAAACACCAUUCAAUUGUAAGAGUUUGAGCAUUAAUAUCUGACAGCAGUGGGAGUUAUAGUUAACAAGCUAUGCAUAAGGAAACCAAACAGUUUAAAAGCAAACAGAUUUGUUUUCUUAAACCUUCUUGAUAGUUUUAGUGUUUGCCAUUUUAUUUCCUAGGUUUUAAUGCCAGUAGUUGGUGUGGCAGCAUAUUUUAACUUUGACAGGAACGAAAAUGACGCUGGGAUGAUAGUAAAGUGUGUUAAUGGAUUGUUCUGUUGUUUAACAACAUACCAGUUAUUCAACUGACAAACAUCUUUCUGUAAAAAAACUAACCAAAAAUCUCUAAAGCAACUCUAAAGUUGUGAAUAUUGUGAACUAGGACCUUUAUACAGUGCCAUUAUAAAGACUAAGACUGUCCCUCAUAGCAUUGUUUUUUUUUUUGUUGUUAAAUUCAAUAUGGGGUCUUGCUUGAUAAGGGACACUUCAGGACUGUUUUUCUCUUCCUCGUCAGAUGGGUUUAUUGCAACCCUUGUAAAAUAUAACGUCGGUUACAAAAAUACUACUUUUGGCGGACACCUUUUACUAGUACCCAUUAAUUUAUCUCUGACAAGAAACAAGAAAAAAAAGUAUCAGGUUUUAAACAGCCUUAAGUUAAACCUCAAGCAAUCAGUGCUCGUAGCAAACCAAGUACUGAACCAGUAAAACAUAAAUAAAUGUUUCAAAAACCCUCUGUCCUCUUCACAGUUUUAAUGCUUUACUUGAAUGACUGUUGAUUGACAGAGUCAGAAACUAUAUUCUAAUGCACUGCUGCUUCUAAAUCAAAUCUUAGAAUAUUUUUAUUCAUGUUUGGUUGAAUUGAGGAACCCUUUGCAUGGCAUUCUUACCACUGGUUUGUAUGGUUAUAAGCUAUACAAGGCAGUUGCUUUGUUUUUACCUGAUGAAUGUUCAUGUUUAUGUAUAUACUUAUAUAUAAAAGAGAAACCUAAAGUCACAAUGUAGGGUUUUUUUUUCUUUAAUAAAUUUUAAGGGGUCAUAUGA